Molecule: messenger RNA, 1560 nt
Organism: Purpureocillium lilacinum
Lineage: Eukaryota; Fungi; Ascomycota; Sordariomycetes; Hypocreales; Ophiocordycipitaceae
Biological process (GO): protein import into peroxisome matrix
Cellular component (GO): cytosol
Source: RefSeq, a predicted model, not a curated record
AUGGUCGUCGACACGGCCUACUACGACACCUUGGGUGUCCAGCCCACGGCCUCCGAGCUGGAGAUCAAGAAGGCUUACCGCAAGCUGGCCAUCAUCCACCACCCUGACAAGAACCCCAACGACCCGACCGCACACGAAAAGUUCCAGGCUAUCGGCGAAGCAUACCAGGUGCUGUCCGACAAGGAGCUGCGCGGCGCAUACGACAAGUUCGGCAAGGACCAUGCCAAGCCUCAGGAGGGAUUCGCCGACCCGGCCGAGUUCUUCACGUCGAUAUUCGGCGGCGAGGCAUUUGUCGACUGGAUCGGCGAGAUCAGCCUGAUGAAGGACCUGACGGCGACCAUGGACAUCACCAUGAAGGAGGAAAUCGAAGAGGCCGAGGCCCAGGCCCAGGCAGAGGCUGCCGCGCAGGAGGCCGCUGCGCAAGGCAACGAUGAUUCCGACUUCCCGGGCACCGAAGAGGCCAAGAAGGCGAGCUUGAAAGAGCAGGCCGCCGCCGCCGAAGGUGCCGCUGCGACCGCCCCGCCACCGACAGUAGUCGUCGAGGACGAAAAGGGUGCCCCUCAGGCGCCCCCUACUGGUGCCGCACCGACGCCGCCCCCUCGAUCGAAUGCCACGUCUCCGGCGCCGUCGUCGAGCUCUCGAAGCCGAACACAGAUCCCGCUCCGGCCGGCCCUCACCGAGAAGGCGCACAGCGAGUCCCCCGAUCGCGAGCUGUCCGAGGAGGCGCUCAAGGCAAAGGAGAAGAAGAAGGGCGGGCUCAGCAAGGAGCAGCGCGAGCAGCUUGCCGAGUUCGAGAGGGAGCGCGCUCGCGUCCGCAAGGAGCGUGUCGACACUCUCUCGCGGAAGCUGCUCGAUCGCAUUAGCGUCUGGACCGAGACAGACAAGGGCUCCGACGUCACCAGGGCCUUCCAAGAGAAGAUGCGUCUCGAAGUGGAGAAUCUCAAAAUGGAGUCGUUCGGCAUCGACAUUCUCCACGCCAUCGGCCACACAUACGUCUCCAAGGCCUCUGGCCUGUUGCGCAGCCAAAAGUUUCUCGGAAUUGGCGGUUUCUUCAGCCGCUUGAAGGACAAGGGCACGCUCGUCAAGGAUACGUGGAACACCAUCAGCAGCGCCAUCGAUGCGCAGCAGACCAUGGAGGACAUGGCCAAGAUGGAGGAGAAGGGCGGCGAGGACUGGACCGACGAGAAGCGCGUCGAGUACGAGCGCCGUGUCACUGGCAAGAUUCUGACUGCGGCGUGGAGAGGCAGCAAGUUUGAGAUUCAGAGCGUGCUUCGCGAAGUCUGCGACGCCGUGCUCUACGAUAAGAAGGUUCACCUGUCCAAGCGUCUGGAACGCGCGCAGGCUCUCGUCCUGAUAGGCGAUGUCUUCAACAAGGCUGCGCGAUCACCAGAGGAAGAAGGCGACUAUCUCGUUUUCGAGCAGCUCGUCGCCGAGGCUGCCAUGAAGAAGGACAAGGACGAGGAGAAGAAGAAGAAGGACAAGAAGGGCGGUAGCCAUCACCAUCACCACGACGCUGCCGAGGCAACGGCUGCGGACGCACCCAACGUGCCCAAGCAAUAA